CUCCCGCUCACGCAAUAAUGUCGGAGCUCAGCAAAAUUUCCCUUUCCUGACUGCACCACACUUUUCUCACCGCCCUCACAUUUCCUUUCUUCUCUUCCCAUCUCGCUAUCCCUUAAUUUUCCUUCCCCGACUUCUUCGUUGAUCUCUCUCUUCUCUCAGAAUAUCAACAGAAGUCCCAUCGUUAUUAGGAUCCCCCAGACUUUUUUCAAACCAUUCGCCAAAAUGGUGCAAUCUUCUGUCUUGGGCUUCCCCCGCAUGGGUGCCAACCGCGAGCUGAAGAAGGCAACCGAAGCAUACUGGGCAGGAAAGACCACAAAGGAAGAGCUUUUGAACGAAGGAAAAAGACUUCGACUUGAGCAUUGGAAAAUCCAGAAAGAUGCCGGCAUCGACAUCAUCCCCAGCAAUGACUUUGCCUUCUACGAUCAAGUCUUGAGCCAAAUCCAGCUCUUUGGUGUCGUGCCUGAACGUUACACAAAAUAUAACCUCGACCCCAUUGAUGAGUACUUUGCAAUGGGUCGAGGUCUGCAGAGACCUGCCGACGGAGACAAGCCUGCAGUCGAUGUUCCUGCCUUGGAAAUGGUCAAAUGGUUUGACUCCAACUACCAUUAUGUCAAGCCUACCCUCCAAGAUAACCAGUCUUUCAAGCUUGAUUCCAACCCCAAGCCAGUGGUGGAGUUCCUCGAGGCCAAGGAAGCCGGCAUUAUCACUCGCCCCGUCCUUCUCGGACCCGUGUCCUUCCUGCACCUGGGCAAGCCUGAUCGUGGACAAUCCAUCGACCCCAUCGACGCUCUUGACAAGCUCCUGCCAUUGUACUCCGACCUCCUCAAACAACUCAAGGACGCAGGUGCCGAAACAGUUCAAAUCGACGAGCCCAUUCUUGUGUACGAUCUACCUGAAAAAGUCAAGGCAGCUUUCAAGCCCGCCUAUGAGAAACUGGGCAGCCUUGGCUCUUCCGCACCCAAGAUUGUCCUUGCGACCUAUUUUGGAGACAUUGUCCACAACAUUGAUGUCCUGGAGAACCUGAAGAGCCUCUACGCCAUCCACAUUGAUCUCGUCCGCAACCCCGAGCAACUCGACACCGUCCUCGCCGCGCUCGGCCCCAAUCAGAUUCUUUCAGCCGGUGUCGUCGAUGGCCGCAACAUCUGGAAGACCAACUUCCAAAAGGCCAUUGAGAAGGUCGAGGCCGCCGUGCAGAAACUCGGCAAGGACAGAGUCAUUGUUGCUAGCUCCAGCUCCCUGCUUCACACACCCCAUACUCUCAAGAGCGAGAAGAACCUCGACCCUGAAAUCGCAGACUGGUUCAGCUUUGCCUCGGAGAAGACUGUUGAAAUUGCCACCAUUGCCAAAGCUGUUACUGAAGGCCCUGCUUCAGUUCGAGAGGCGCUCGAGGCUAAUGCCAAGUCGCAGCAAGCUCGCGCCUCGUCCAAGCGCACCAAUGACCAGGCUGUCAAGGAGCGCCAACAAAACGUCACCCCUGAACAACACAAUCGCAAGUCUGAGUUCCCUGUCCGUAUUGCUGCGCAACAGAAGCGCCUCAAUCUACCCCUGUUUCCUACCACGACCAUUGGCUCCUUCCCUCAGACCAAGGAGAUCCGUAUUCAGCGCAACAAGUUCACCAAGGGCGAAAUCAGUGCAGCCGAAUACGAAAAGUUCAUUGAAAAGGAGAUCCAGGAUGUUGUCAAGAUCCAGGAGGAAUUGGGUCUUGAUGUCUUUGUGCAUGGUGAGCCCGAGCGAAAUGACAUGGUGCAAUAUUUUGGAGAACGCCUGAAUGGGUACGCAUUCACGACCAAUGGAUGGGUGCAGUCAUAUGGCUCUCGAUGCGUGCGACCUCCAAUUGUGGUGGGAGACAUCUCUCGCCCUGCUCCAAUGACGGUCAAGGAAUCCAAGUACGCGGCCUCCAUCUCCAAGAAGCCAAUGAAGGGCAUGCUCACCGGGCCCAUCACCUGUUUGAGAUGGUCAUUCCCUCGCGACGACGUGCAUCAAUCGGUCCAGGCUCAACAGCUGGCUCUCGCCCUCCGCGACGAGGUCGUCGACCUUGAGCAGGGCGGCGUGUAUGUGAUUCAGGUUGACGAACCCGCGCUCCGUGAAGGUCUCCCCCUUCGCAAGGGCAAGGAACGAACCGACUACCUCAAGUGGGCGGUUGAUGCUUUCCGUCUGGCAACUGCGGGUGUCGAAGAUGGUACCCAGAUUCACAGCCACUUCUGUUACUCGGAGUUUCAAGACUUUUUCUAUGCCAUUGCAGCUCUCGACGCCGAUGUGCUGUCGAUCGAAAACAGCAAGUCGGACGCCAAGUUGCUCAAGGUGUUUGUGGAUGAGGCAUAUCCACGCCACAUCGGGCCCGGAGUCUACGACAUCCACUCACCGCGGGUUCCUUCGCAGCAAGAAAUCCACGACCGAAUCCAGGAGAUGUUGCAGUACUUGAAGCCUGAACAGUUGUGGAUCGACCCCGACUGCGGGCUCAAGACACGACAAUGGAAGGAAACCAAGGCAGCGCUCACCAACAUGGUCAACGCAGCCAAGGCGUUCCGUGCUCAGUACACAAAGUAGUGGUGACACGGUGAAGGGGCAUAUCGGUGGAAGGACCGGAUGCCCGCAACAUGGCUUUGAAUCAAUCAACCUGAUCAAAGCUAGAGACAUGGCGUCCAGGCAACAGGACGAAUGAAUGACGAGAAGUUCAAAAAGUGUUUUUUCAACAUGAUACCACGAUCGUACGAGGGCGGGCAAAAGUCGAUCUUAACAUCGGCGUUUUAAGCUUGCCCUAGACAACAGGCUCGGGCGGAAAGGACAUGGGUUGAUGAGAUGAAUUUAGAGUACUGGGUUGUGCUUCGAGGCUCCUGGCUGGUGACGAUUCAACAAGUUGCAUGUCCCAUUUAGGUCGUUAGGGACCCUGACUUGGUUUUUCAGAGCGAUAAGGCGAUCGGAAGACCGAUUGCUUUGCACAAUGUGAAUGAUCUUAAGUCUACUAUA
Molecule: messenger RNA, 2967 nt
Organism: Exophiala mesophila
Lineage: Eukaryota; Fungi; Ascomycota; Eurotiomycetes; Chaetothyriales; Herpotrichiellaceae
Product: 5-methyltetrahydropteroyltriglutamate-homocysteine S-methyltransferase
Exons: 3
Coding region: 223-2547 (774 amino acids)
Molecular function (GO): zinc ion binding; 5-methyltetrahydropteroyltriglutamate-homocysteine S-methyltransferase activity
Source: RefSeq, a predicted model, not a curated record